Salvelinus namaycush (lake trout) is the source of this 8000-nucleotide messenger RNA. RefSeq names its product titin. The transcript is spliced from 18 exons. NCBI's taxonomy places the organism in Eukaryota, Metazoa, Chordata, Actinopteri, Salmoniformes, Salmonidae. Gene Ontology annotation, molecular function: microtubule binding. Gene Ontology annotation, cellular component: neuron projection. The record is from RefSeq and is a predicted model, not a curated record. Bases 76 to 4215 code for a protein of 1379 amino acids. Gene Ontology annotation, biological process: microtubule cytoskeleton organization; neuron projection development.
GGCGGAUCAUCAUCGUGGUGGCAGCUACACUCGGAGACUCCCGACAAACUGUCAAAAAUAUUCAGCAAACGAACCAUGGCAGAGCUGGACCUGAGCCUGAGCGAUGCUCUGAUGGACAGUGUGCCCCAGGCUGGCCCGGAGGACCUGGUGGAGAGGGACUUUGUGGCCCAGCUGGAGGCCGAGGCUUUUGACGACCAGGUGGGCGAGACUGUGGGCAAGACGGACUACAUCCCCCUGCUGGACAACGACGGGAACAGGGCAGAUGCCGACUCUGUGUUGGAGAAUGGCGAGCAGGACGCCCAAGGGGCACAAAAACCUGUUACUGCAGGUUCUAAAGUGACACCUGGGGGACAGAUAACAGCGUCACGCCCAGAACCACAGGGGGAAGUGCGUCCCAAUUCGUCAGAGCAGCAAGUCUUUGCAGCCCUCUCAGGCUCCAUGGCAGGCUUCCCUGAUCAUUGGAGCUCCCAGCGCAACAACCCGCCCCAGAUGAUGGACAGUGGACUGAUGGGAGAUUCUUCAGGUUUCUCCCAGCCUGCUAUGGGGAUGGAGAUGGGGAUAGCUCCACUAUCGACAGAGAGGCCUCCCAGCAUCGCAGAGCCCCAGAAGCCCCCACCUCAGGCAGCCAACCCAGCUAAGGACAUGUCUGCAGGUGCCCUGGGCGAUGGCUGGCCAGACGAGGCUUGCAUUCCCACCGACCUGCCAUUCACCCAAAGCGUCUCCACGGUGAUCAGUCGCCAUGCCAGCCACCUGGCGGCCAGCCCCGAGGACCGCCCUGACUCUGGCUGGCCCCACCGAGAGGCCUCGGCCGUGGGGGAGGAGAGGGAAAGCAACGAAGGAAACGACCGCAAACAACAGCAGAAGAAGAAGAAGAAAAGGAGGCCCCGGGAUGAUGUGUACGACCUGGUAGAGAACAGGGGCCAUCCGGAGGCUCAGGCUGAAAACACACCCCUGUCAGAGGGCCACCACAGGGUCUCCCCCCGCAAGGACAGGGACAGGAUGGAUGGAGGCUGGGAGCGCGAAGAGCCAGGGAGAAGUGGAGGCAGGGGAAAGAGGGGCAAGAGCAGGAAGAAGCUUCCAGAAGAGUGGGGAGUCACAGCUGAGCCCUUCGUGCCCUCUUCUGCCUCUUCUGCCAAUGACCUCCCUGAAGGGCUUUCUGAAGGGGUGUUAGACCAACUAGUGCCCCCCACCACCCAUUCCCAGCCCCUGGAGAACCCCUACUCCAACAUGGGGCUGAGUCCUGCCAGUGAGGAGUUCUACGAGGGCCUCUUCCCUCCAUCUCUCACCCAGGACCUGCUCUCUCUCACAGCUCCCACCUCCCCUCCACCGGCCCUGGGCUGUGAGCUCCUGCCUACCGCCCCUGUCUCCAUGCCCACCAGUCAGGGAGACUUCUCGCCCAAGGGCACCUUCCCCAUGGCCUCACCUCCAGGAGACCCAUUCACUGCUAGCUACCAAGACCUGCUCAUGGAUACAGAGAACGCUAGCAUGGGCAAUGCCAAAGUGGCUUUCUCCACAACCUUUCCCCUAGAUUCCCCAGUUCAUGAGUCGGGUGUCAAGGUGGUGUUUGAUCAUGACACCCCCAUGCACGAUGUCCAUAUGAAAAAUGCCUUAAGUUUAAGCCCCACCCGGCAACCAGAUCAUGGCCUGUCCCCAUUGGAGAAGUUCAGUGAGCUCACAGCGACCGCUCCCCCUUUCUCCCCCUCCGACAACUCCUGGCUCAUCAAUGACUCCAACUUCAACAACGACUCCUUUGAGUUCAGUGACAUCACUCCAGGGCGCCCACUACCUCUGGGCCUAGCCUUCGACACACCCAGCCCAGCCCCCCUCCGCUCCCCCAAAACCAUACCCGAAUAUCACCCCAGGGAGGGCAAAUCCCCAUCACAGAAUAUACCCACGAAGUCCCCCCCCUCCUCCUCCUCUUCCACCAAAAGCCCCACCUCCCCGGGGUCUGGUCUGAACCCCGCUGCCAAGCCCUUCUUCCCCAGCUUUGCCGAACUCACGGAGCCCCAGGUGGUGGUGGCCCCCAUGUCUGAAGUCAAAUCAGAGAAGAUGGACAAACCAGAGAAAGAGGAGACGAUGGACCACUUUGAGAAGUUGGACCAAUUUGACAUGUUGGAUAAGCUAGAUAAAGUGGAGAAGAAGGAUUCGACUGGGAAGACUGAGGCGUCAGUGAAGGUGGCGUAUGCAGGACCACUGGACAAAGGAGAGAAGAUGGAUAAAAUGGACAAGGCAGAGAAAACGGAAAAGCUGGAGCUGGCAGAAAAGGUAGACAAAGAAGAAAACCGGGAGAAGGUGGAUAAAAUGGAUAAGGGUGACAACAUAGACAAGGUAGAGAAGGCGGACAAAGUAGAGAAGAUGGACAAGGUUGAAAAGCCUGAGGAGACAGAACAGAAUAUUGAAAAAGUGGAGAAGACCCCAGAGAAACCGGAGACAGCGGUGAAGAUGGACACAUUUGACAAGAUGGAAACACAGCCUGACAAGAUGGAAACACAGCCUGACAAGAUGGAAACACAGCCUGACAAGGAGAAGACAGACCAUGUUGGAAAGGUAACAGUAACAGCUGAGAAAGAAACAGAAAACGUUGAGAAGCCCAAAGACAAUGUUGAGAAGCCCACAGAAAAAAUUGAGAAGCCCACAGACAACGUUGAGAAGCCCACAGACAACGUGGAAAAGGAGGAUAAGAAGCCAGAGAAAACAGAGCUGGCUGAGAAAUUAAACAAGCAGGUUAAGGUGGAGAAAUCUGAGAAAAAAGAGCUGAAAAGUCCUGAGAAAAAGACGGACAAGAAAUCAGAGACUGCUGAUAAGGCCAAAAAACCUGCAAGUAAACCCUCGACCAAUGGGAGCAGUGCCGCACCAAGCAAGGACCUGCCCAGUCCAGACAAGAAGACCAAGCCUGUCGCCGGGGCAACCAAACUGAGCGCCGCUAAGCCGCGGCCGAGCUCGGCAGCAUCCGCUGGUGCUGCCGCCCCCAAACGCCCCACCCCUUCCUCCACCUCCACCACCACCUCAGCCACCCUCCUCAACAAAAAAACGCCCGUGCCCAAGGCCCCUACCCCCACUGCUGGCCCCAAGCGGCCUUCGUCCACAGUCAGCCGGCCCACAUCCGCAGCCACCGCCUCCACCACUGCGCCACGUGAGGUCAAGCCCAAGACGACCACAGAGAGGCGUCCUCUAGUGCCAAAGGCCACCGCCGCCUCCACGGCUCGAACUGCUGCCCCCAAAAACGGCACUGCCACCACGGCAACCAGUAAACCAGCCACGGCGACCCGCACGCCCCUCGCAUCCCGCACUGCCGGCAGCGCACCCGCAACCAGACGCCCUCUGGCAUCAAAGACUGACAGCAAGCCAGGAGAGGACAAGAAGCCCAGCACUCUGAAGUCAACAACAGCAGACUCCACCCGGCCCCGGACCAGCACCACCCGCAGCUCUAUAGCUAGCACCACCAGCGCCACCCCCCGUGUUCGCCCCUCCACCACCAAACCUGCCCCCUCCUCCUCCACAGUAUCAGAGAAGAAGCCGUCUGUGCCCCGCGUCCCCCGUCCCACCUCCACCACGGGCAGUGCCAACGCCACGCGCACCACCUCCCGCCCAGGCACAGCCCCCGCACCAGACAUUCGCAAUGUGCGCUCCAAGAUCGGCUCCACGGACAACAUGAAGUACCAGCCCGGAGGGGGGAAGGUCUCUGGCAGGAGCGACGCCCUGGCCAAAGGCUCCUCCUCCAAAGAGACCAGCGAGGCCAAAGUUCAGAUAGUCUCCAAAAAGCUGGACUUCAGCCACGUCACCUCACGCUUGGGUUCCAAGGACAAUAUCAAGCAUGUUCCUGGUGGAGGGAAGGUACAGAUACUCAACAAGAAGGUGGAUCUAAGCAAAGUGACAUCGAAGUGUGGCUCCAAGGCCAACAUCAAACACAAGCCUGGGGGCGGCGAUGUGAAGACCGAGUCCCAGAAAGUGAACUACAAGGAUCAGGCUAAGUCCAAAGUGGGCUCAAUGGACAACCUCUGUCACGAGCCCGGCGGUGGCAACAUCAAGGCUGAGGGAGCCCAGGAGAUGGCAGAGGAAAAUGGGGCUCGCUCCAGUGAUGCCUCAGCCAAGGUGCCAGGGCAGGCAAGCAGCCCCGCCCAGGAGAACGGAGUGAAGGAGAGUGCCCCUUGCGGAAGCCAGGGCAUCCAUGACCCCCAGGGCUUUGACUCGCGCAUCCCUGAGACAAGCUUCUAAUUCUUCUUUGUGCUAUCCCUCUACCCUCUUCAUCUUAACCCCCUCAACAUCUCCUAUGUCCCCCACUCCUCUCUCCUCUCCUCUUUCCCAUUCUUUCGGUCCCAUUUCCACACUUCCUGCUGCAGAUUGAGUCUUUCAAGCUCAACUUCCGCGAGAACGCCCGCUCUCGCACGGACCACGGCGCCGACAUCAUAACCUGGCCAGCCCCGGGAGACAACCCCUCACACCCACAACGCAGCGUCUCUCUCAACGACUCCCUGACUUCUGCUGGCUACCCCCGCUAGCAGGACUCAGGUCAUGACCCUCAAUCCCACAUCCAAACACCUCACUCAUGUAUCAUUCUCUUACUACGCUUAAACCUGCGCUUACCUACCUACCGCUGUCCUGUGUUCCCAUUGGAUGAGCUGACAUUGUACAUACAGUAGACCAAGCUUCAAGCAGGUUGGGAUAACAUUGGGAGGGGAACGGAGGCUUGCCAUGUUAACUGUGAAGUCUAAUUCAUGUUUCCUCACCUCUCCAAGAGCAUAACAUGGCAGUUGCAGCGUACAGUAGCAAAAAAAUCAGUCUUAUCCAGUAUUACAGUACGUCCUAGUGCCGUUUUAGUGAGAGUAAUCUACCAGGCAUCGCCAGCCCUGAACACACCUGUUUGGUUCACAUAGACACCCCCAAUGGGAAACCUUCCUAGACUCACCUGUAGGUUAUGUACGCAGACUAAUAUGUGUGUAGAGCCCUUUUACUUGUGAGCAUGUAGGGCUGUGGUGUGUUCCCAAUAACCAUUGAUUAAUUUACUCACUAUUCACCAACCAUCUACUCACUCACUGCCUCACCUCCCUCCUCUCUCAUAUCCAUGUACCCAGAGUUCAGACCCCUCUUUUUCACUGUCCAAGGGUUAAAUAUAUAUUUUUUUUAAAGAGCACUCACAAAAUAUUAGUAAACUAGUAGACUGUAGGCUAUUUAACUCUCUUUAAAUUGUGUGUUUGUGAUGGUGUUUGAUUGAAUAAUACUGUAACAAUGAGCUGUGGCGUUCUGUUCUGUUUACUUUUACAUUAGUUUAUUUUCCUCAUCAGCUUAGUUUUAAGGUAAGUUUCAUUGUUUUCUUCUUUCGUUUUAUUUCUCGUGUAAGCAAUACGGUGGAUGGUCUCUUUACCAACAGGGCUCAGAAAUCCUCUUGAAUACACACACAUAUAUUUUUCUCGAAACAAAGGCACACAGUCAUGAAGAUGCGACUCCGUUUAGGGCUUUGGGUGUGACAAGGGAGAUGAAGACAGAUAAAAAGGGAGACAGCGAACACUGAGGCGUAGUGACGUAAAAAUGUGUCCCCUUCAGUGUGUUAAGACAACAAUGUGAUGUGUCAGAAUAGUGCUGUCUAGGAAAGUUCAAGAGAGUAAUAGAAUGUUAAGAUGAAUUAUGUGAAGGAAAGUGUCUCGGAGGUUGGUGGAGCGAUGUGUCUUGUACUGUACGUGCCUCCUGUCCUGCUUACCUGAAACUGGGAUGGGACUCGGGCUGGAAGCUCAAGCUGAUGGACCCUUGUCCCUGGAGUGACACAGACAGACAGAAUGUCAUAGUUGAAAAUGAAACCGCAUGGUGGCACUGUAGUUUGAUUAGGAUUUAGAAUAAUCGUAUUUUGUGACCAGUUCUGCUUGUUGUCCCAUUUCAGCUGUUUUCUGAGGGUUCUGGUAAAGUGUUAUUGACAGUUAUAAGAGGUUCUGCUGAAGGACUUGUUGGAACAUUAUUAGAGGUUCUGCUGAAGGACUUGUUUUUGUCAGGCUGUUGGCAGUGGAACAUUCAAUGUGGCUUAUUUUACUUGUAGCAAUGUAUCCAACAAUUGCCUCCAAUUGCCUUUUUAGUGCAUGGCCAGGUAAUAUCAUGCCCAGAGCAGAAAGCCUAUGUGCAUUAUUACUUGCAGUGUUGUGGUUCAGUAUAUUUGUCCUUGGGGGCAAAUAGUCGGUGUUGUAUAUUCUUUUUUUUUUAACAGUGGGCAGGAAGAAAAUUGGGGGCUGUCAAUUUGAUUCUAAAUUCUAUUGCAGUUUGGUAUAUUAUAUAAUUCAGCUAUAAGUUCGUCAUGUUUUUUAAAUGUGUUGAGCUCAAAAUAAGGACAGUACACCAGGUACUCUUUUUGAGGAAUGAUUCCCCCCUAAUUCACAUCAAGAUGUAGGCCUACUUUAAUAUCCUCUUAAAUCAGAGAUAUGGAAACUAUUAAAAUGACCUUAAAUUCUUGAAUAUAUUAAAGAGGGUUCACUGUGAUGGUAAUGUGUAUUUGAUGAAAGGUAAAGCUAUCUCUCCACACACUGAUUUACUCCCAUUUUGUUCCUAGGAUAUCCAUGAAAUAUUGUUUAAAAGAGGUUGUAAUAAUGUUUUUAAAUUAAUCACAAUCUAUUGAGAUGUGUGGAAUAGGCCUAAUACCCAGAGCCAAUAAAAGUCCAUUUAAAUGUUUUAAGAAAAUGGUCACUACAUUUUAUUGUUAUCAACAAGAUGUUAUUUUAGAAUUGGAGAGGUUUGUAGAUAUUGAUAUUUGAGCGGUUUUGUAGUACAGCAGUGACUGUUGUAAGAGGAACGGCUGCUGAGGUGGAUCGUAGUAUCACCUCUGGUGCCACGAUCCUCAUCUGAUAGUGAAAUGUCAAUAUUACCCCUGAUCCUGACUUACCACACUGACUGGGAUGUUCUCUCUGAGAUUGCACACGGUUGUAUAUAAAUAGAUAUUUUACUGUUUUAUACACUUUCGCCACAGGAAGAAAAGAAAAAACGAUAUGAAAACAACAAUGAUGGUAAUAAGGAUGUUAAGUACAGCUUUUAUGUUAAUGUCUUUAACAGUUUUAAUAGUACGGGGUAUCAUUAUUGUUAUUGAGCAAGUCUGCCUUUUUCUACAAGAAAAGGGCAGCUGAAGUGGAAGAAUGUUAUUGAGAUAUAAUGUUCUAUAGAUGCAACACUUUUGUAUUUAUCUUGUGUUCCCAUAGUGACAUGGUGGUUGGGUCAGUGGGGAGUGUUUGAGGGGUUAUACGCAUGGGAGGCAUAAUGAGGUCUGGUCCAGUUUGUGGAUUGCUGUCUAUUGAACAGUGUUUCUUUCACAAAUUGUAAGAGUUUUGUUAACUUUCACAUAACCUUUGUCCAUCCCCACAACCCCAGUCUUAAGAAAUGAAAAUACUCUUAUUUACAGGUAGACCUUCAGAUGUGAUUUUGACAUUGUAGGAUACAGUGACCUUCUUGCGUUGAUUUGAAAACAAGAUACGUGUAACAUGGAAGGGAUUGAAACUAAUGUGUAGAAUUGCACUGUAUAACAUGCCAUUGUGGUGCAGGGCUUCCUGUUAAAGCAGGAAGUGGGAUUAGAAGUCAGGUCAUAUCUGUCAUUUAGGAAUAUUGUUGCCCUUGCCCUACACGCACGCACACACAGAAACACACACACACACACACUCUGUCCUGGAGUGUCAUGGAGACGUCCGCGCCCUAACACACCCUUAUGUAAGACUAACAGUAGUUGUCAGGUUUGGCUUGUGUUACUUAGAGCUCUCCAGUAAUGCUACAAUGAGCUCCAUAGAUCUGCUUCUACCGCUAGCGCACACCCAAUGUGCAAGUGUACUCAUAGAAAACACCUAUUUAAGAGCAUGCAGAAACAAAUGGAAUGUGUUCAGUAGACUUAUGUCAUUUGCAGAAUUUGUCAUUUGCAGAAUUUGUUUUUUUGUUUUUCAUUCAUUUUGAAUUUACAUUUUUGGUUUGAAAGAAGUGUUUAUUGUGAUUAAUUGUUAAUUAGUGAUGUGAUUAUUAAACAUUAAAAAAAUAUAUGUUUAAGA